Lasiosphaeria miniovina is the source of this 2868-nucleotide messenger RNA. RefSeq names its product putative sodium/hydrogen exchanger protein. The coding region runs from base 394 to 2382 and encodes 662 amino acids. Gene Ontology annotation, biological process: potassium ion transmembrane transport; sodium ion transport; proton transmembrane transport. Gene Ontology annotation, cellular component: fungal-type vacuole membrane; late endosome; early endosome. Lineage: Eukaryota; Fungi; Ascomycota; Sordariomycetes; Sordariales; Lasiosphaeriaceae. Gene Ontology annotation, molecular function: potassium:proton antiporter activity; sodium:proton antiporter activity. The record is from RefSeq and is a predicted model, not a curated record. The transcript is spliced from 5 exons.
AGCCAACCUGGCAUCAAAAGCAGGAGAGCGGAGUCCUGAGGUGCCAAGCCGGGCCCCCUUCCUCACAUCCUGGAAUCCGCGUCCCAGUGUGGCUUGCCUCCAAGCUCGCUGGGAUUGGGUGGCUGGGGGCUGUGGCACAACGACACUACUGCGUAGGUAAGGUACGUACCCGGCUAAGCGACGGCAAGCUGGCGACUUCAGCAUCUGAAAUCCAAAUCCAAAUCCAAUGCCAACGCCAGCGCCGCCAUCCGACUAGACGGCAGACUUUAAGGGCCCAUUUGAUGCCUUCUCUCCCGCGCCGCAGCUCUCUCGUGAGCGCCGUUACUCUCCAAAAUCGCUCUCGACGGUCUCAGCCCAGCUGCGUUCCGAACCGAGCCCGCGACAUCGGUUACAAUGUUCGCGACUCUGUUUGCCCGCUCUGCCUGGGAGCUUGCGAAGAGAGCUGAAGAGACUGAUCCUGACGGUGACCCCGACCAGCCCGCCAAGAACGAAAUCAAUUCAUCAUGGGCGCUGUUCAUGGUGAUCAUGCUACUAGUCGUGGCUUUCUUCACCAGUUACACCAUGCAGCAGAGGAAAAUCACUGCCGUCCAUGAGACCGUCAUUUCAAUCUUUGCUGGCAUGACGGUCGGGUUGAUCUUGCGCAUCGCUGGCGUCGAAGCAAUCCGAGAUAUCCUUAGCUUCGACUACCAGAUCUUCUUCAACAUUCUCCUGCCGCCUAUCAUCCUCUCGUCGGGCUACGAGCUUCACCAAGCCAACUUCUUCCGCAACAUUAGCACCAUCUUAACAUUUGCUUUUGCCGGAACCUUCAUCUCAGCCGUCGUGAUCGGUGUGCUGCUGUGGCUUUAUGCUAUACUCCCAGUAGAGCAAAUCACACUGAGUUGGAUCGAUGCCAUCUCGGUCGGCGCAACUCUGUCGGCCACCGAUCCUGUCACCAUCCUCGCCAUCUUCAACUCAUACAAGGUAGACCCCAAGCUCUACACUAUCAUUUUUGGCGAGUCGAUCCUCAACGAUGCCAUUGCUAUCGUCAUAUUCGAGUCGGCUCAAAAUGCCGACAAUGGCGGCAAGAUUGGCGUCUGGAGUCUCUUCAACGGCGUCUGGUUCUUCUUGUCCGAGUUCUUUGGUAGUUUGCUCAUUGGUGCUGCCGUUGGUAUCAUGGUCGCCCUCGGCCUCAAGUAUACCUAUGUCAGGCGAUACCCCAACACCGAGAGCUGUCUCGUUCUGCUCAUCGCGUACGGCACCUACUACUUUUCUCAGGCUGUCAAGAUGUCCGGUAUCGUGUCCCUGCUAUUCUGCGGCAUAACGCUUAAACAUUACGCCUAUUUCAACAUGUCGAGGCGCACGCAACUGACGACUAAAUAUAUGUUGCAAGUCCUCGCACAGCUAACCGAAAAUUUCAUUUUCAUUUACCUUGGCCUGUCUUUAUUCACGGACACCAAACUUGUAUACCGACCGCUGUUCAUCAUCGUUACUGUAAUGGCUGUAUGCGUGGCCAGAUGGAUGGCCGUCUUCCCUCUGUCAUGGGCCAUUAAUUGGUUCAUCCGCUACCGCGCGCGCCGCCAAGGCAAAGAAGCCAGCGACGAACUGCCGUUCAAUUACCAGGCGAUGCUGUUCUGGGCGGGUCUGCGUGGAGCGGUGGGCGUCGCCCUGGCGGCAUCGCUCAAAGGCAAGGAUGACGCUGCCCUCAAGGCUACCGUCCUGGUUGUGGUGGUCCUUACGGUGAUCAUCUUUGGAGGUACCACUGCUCGCAUGCUCGAGAUUCAAGGCAUCCGCACUGGAGUAGUUGAGGAAGUCGACUCAGAUGACGAGUUCGACAUUGAGGCAGUUGGCGGAGGAUUAUUCAAACGCGCUGACACCGGCAUUGGGUAUAACCCUCGCAGCCGCAGCCGUGGAUCGGCUCUACCCCUCGGCGCUAUUAACGGGAGCAGAGCGGGUAGCCGUUCCAGAAACGGCUGGGCAUCGGGCCACCGGUCGCCCAACGUUCCCAGGCCAGGCAGUCGAAGUCGAAAGGACUUGAGGAACGACGCGGACGAGUUGGAGAGAUCUGAGCUUCUCGGAGCUUUGGGCAACAACACGGACUCGGAGAUCGGGAGUGACAUUGACACAUCCGACCUCCCGCCUCCGGCUCCAAGGAGGAGAUCCAGCCCGAUGCCUCCAGGGGCCACGGGCGCGGCCGUAAGUAGUGGCGAGAGCUACGUCGGUGGGAGCCUAGUCCAGCCUGCGGCGGAGGGCGUCCCGCCCCUGACUGCUAGUGCUGCCAUCCGUCAGCUCUUCAGCACCGAGGAUCCGUCAGCUCUGUUCAGGCAACUAGACGAGGAUUAUAUCAAGCCGAAGCUGCUGCUCGAUGGGAGCAAUGGGAGGAAUGGUGGCUCGGGAUCUCACUAAAAGAUCGCAGUUCCCUGUUCUUGUUUUGUCUUUUCGUCGCUGGACCUUUGAUCAAAAAAUUAUACGAGUAAAGGGUUGCAUUGCAAUCCCCUAUUCGGCUGCGGUGCAUAUAGGGAUUUCCGGAGGUUACUCAGACCUGCUUCGGGCAUGAAUGGCGUUUUUAUUUCUCUUUUCACGGCGGACUGGAGAUUUCGGUAAUGAUGCCUGGACGGAAAUGGUCCCGUGCGUUCCCAUUUAGUAUUCAAGCCGGGAGCUCUGUCAAGAUGUGAUGAUAAUUGUACGCUGGAUGUAGAUGGGUGGUAUUUUUUUUCUUGCUAUUGUAUAGCAGCAGUGACCACCAAUGGAGCAAAUUAUAAAUAACGAGAAACGUUGACCAAGCUUAAAGACUUGAUCUUUAUUACGUUAUUGCAUCUUGAUGAGGCUUGCAGUGUACUACUCAACACGGUGUACAAGUCGGCUUCCUCUCUUAGGAGUCGUAAGGCAGGC